CAUUAUACAAACCCAUUGAACGUCUCAGAAAAACCCUCCUUUCUUCUCCCCAGAAAAUCUCUUAAACCCUACUACCAUAGAAAAUCUCUUAAACGACUUCUAAGCCAUGCAUAGAAGGAACAUUAGGUUGCGAAGAGAGUAUCUUUACAGGAAAAGCUUAGAAGGGAAAGAGCGUUUGCUCUAUGAGAAGAAACGCAAAAUCAAAGAAGCUUUGGAGGAGGGAAAACCCAUUCCAACUGAGCUCAGGAAUGAAGAGGCUGCUCUUCGCAAAGAAAUCGACCUUGAAGAUGAAAAUACUGCUGUACCUCGAUCAACUAUUGAUGAUGAAUAUGCUAAUGCAACUGANUUAACUAGUGAUGGCUUUGGGAGCAUUAUAUCCUGUUUUAUACACUUAUUAUGUGCUUUCAUUUUAGUCUCUUUUUUCCCCUUUUUUCAGGUUAUAUCAGAAAUAAUUGAAACCUGCCGAGCUCAUGAUUUUACAGAUGUAAUUUUGGUCCAUGAGCAUCGUGGUGUGCCUGAUGGUAUUAUCAUUAGCCAUCUGCCAUUUGGUCCAACUGCUUACUUUGGAUUGCUCAAUGUGGUCACGAGACAUGACAUAAAGGACAAAAAAUCUAUUGGAACCAUGCCUGAGGCGUACCCACAUCUGAUUUUUGACAAAUUUUCAACAAAGCUUGGUGAGAGGACAGUUAACAUCCUAAAGCAUUUGUUUCCAGUGCCCAAGCCUGAUACAAAACGUAUUAUCACAUUUGCUAACCAGUCGGACUAUAUUUCAUUCAGACAUCACAUCUAUGAAAAGCACGGAGGUCCAAAAUCAAUUGAGCUGAAAGAGGUUGGUCCUCGAUUUGAACUACGGCUUUACCAGAUAAAACUAGGAACGAUGGAUCAGGAUGAAGCUCAAACCGAGUGGAUCAUAAGGCCUUACAUGAACACAUCCAAAAAACAGAAGCUUCUAGGGGACUGAAGAUGCAGAAUAGAAACUUUAAAGCCCCAAGCAUUAACAGAAGUUGAUAUCAAAUAAUUUUGUUAGCGAGAAAACAUCACAGAGCAAGAUAUGUGUUUGAUCAUGGAAUCGCAGGAGCUAUUUAUCUUAGAGCAAUAUUUGACGUAAUUGCCGCUUGUGGUUCCAUAGAGAGGAGAUGCUGUAAAGUCUGUGCCUCUGUGUGGGGGUGAAAAACCGAACUCUCUUUGUUUCAAGUAGUCAGUUGGUAUUUGGUAUUUCCCUUCAACUUGGAAUAUGAUGUAAUGAAUAAUAUGCUAGUUUUUUUUAAUUUCAAAAUUGAUUUAUAUGACUCUUC
Messenger RNA from Nicotiana tabacum (common tobacco), 1295 nucleotides. The record is from RefSeq and is a predicted model, not a curated record. Lineage: Eukaryota; Viridiplantae; Streptophyta; Magnoliopsida; Solanales; Solanaceae.